Magnusiomyces paraingens is the source of this 720-nucleotide messenger RNA. RefSeq lists its product as uncharacterized. Gene Ontology annotation, molecular function: cysteine-type deubiquitinase activity. The record is from RefSeq and is a predicted model, not a curated record. Gene Ontology annotation, biological process: ubiquitin-dependent protein catabolic process; protein deubiquitination. NCBI's taxonomy places the organism in Eukaryota, Fungi, Ascomycota, Dipodascomycetes, Dipodascales, Dipodascaceae. Bases 1 to 720 code for a protein of 239 amino acids. The transcript has a single exon. Gene Ontology annotation, cellular component: cytoplasm.
AUGCCAAAAUCUUUUGUCCCCCUAGAAUCAAACCCUGAAAUCUUCUCCUCUCUAAGUCACCGCCUUGGUCUCGGGGAAUCUCUUGCCUUCCAUGAUGUCUUUUCCAUUGAUGACCCUGAUCUUCUUGCCUUUGUCCCCCGUCCAGUAUCUGCCCUCAUCUUAGUCUUCCCAGUCUCAGAAACCUACGAAGAAUAUCGCAAAACUGAUGAUGCAACCCGUCCAACUGAUUACUAUACAAGCGUUGCAGGAACCCCAGCUCAAGACUCUCUUUGGUACCGUCAAACUAUCCGCAACGCAUGCGGCUUCUACGCUAUUCUCCACGCUCUUGCCAAUGGUGUCCACGAUCUUCAAUCUGACUCAUAUAUUGAAUCCCUAAUCAAACGUACUGAACAUGCUACAGUCGACGACCGUACUCAUAUCUUGGAAAAUGACACAGAGUUGGAUAAAUUAUAUGCCUCUCUCGCAUCAAAGGGUUCAACACAGGCCCCAGAUGCUUCCGAUGAAGUUAACUUACACUUUGUAUGUUUUACACGAGCCAGAGGGUCCGGCCAUUUUGUUGAACUCGAUGGUCGCCGUACAGGACCAAUUGAUUUGGGAGAAUUGGAUAAGAAUUCAGAUAUGCUUAGUGAUAAAGUUCUUGAUCAUGUUCGAUCAUUUAUGCAAAGAGAAACAAAAGACCCGUCCUUUUCGAUUUUGGCUCUGGCGCCGUCGUUUGACUAA